UGAAUUCAGUCAACAGGAAGCAGAGAGCUGAAUGGAGUGUGUUGUGGAGGUGUGUGUUCCGCAUGAAGCCGACACACACACACACACACACACACACACACACACACACGCACAUACACACGCACACACACGGAGUUAAAGAAGCCUCGGCCGCGGACUCUCCGACACCCGCUGCAGCAUGGACGCGCAGUUGCUGAUUGGCUGGCAGCACGAGAGGGCGGAGCUUCAGCAGGAAGUGACGCGACUGCAGGAGGAGCUGGCCGAGAGCCAAGCAGACAGACAGGCACUGCAGGCCCGCAGCCGCGCGCUGAGCGACAGGCUGUGUCAGUCGGUGUGUGAGGAGAGCGAGCAGAAGGAGUGGAGGAAGAAGGUGAGAGACGGGCGAGAGAGAGAGGCUCGACAGGCGCUGCUCAUCCACCGUCUGCAGAGCAAGGUGUUGGAGUACAGAGAUCGCUGUCAGAGUCUAGAGCAUCAGCUGCAGACUGAAGAGACAGAGCUGCUGCACCAAGAGAGGAGGAUCAGAGAUGAACACAGUGAUUCUCUGGAGAGCGCCCUCAUCAGGCUGGAGGAGGAACAGCAGAGGUGUGUUGGUCUGGUUGAGAUGAACGCCCUUCUCAGAGAGCAGCUCAGCCAAUCAGGGCAGGCCAACCAGGCGCUGCGGGAGGACCUCCAGAAGCUGACGGCUGAUUGGACGAGAGCUGUGGAGGAGGCGGAGCAGAGAGAGUGCGACUGGCAGAGAGAGAGACAGUGUCUGUCAGGUCAUGUGGGUCAGGAGCAGGCCAGGCUGCUGUCUGUGUGGAGAGCUGUGGUGACUCUGAGACGCCACUGUCACACCAUCAAGACUGCUGCAGACAGGGACCUGUGGGAGCUGCGGGCACACUUCUCUCGUCUGUCCUCCUCUCUGCUCUCCAGCUGCGACUCCUUCACCUCCCUCAGCUCCUCCCUGCGUCCCCUCAGCCCCUCGCCUGCACCUCCUGCCGCCUCGUCCCUCCCUCCCCCGCCCCUCUCCUCCACGCUGGCCCUGCCUCCUCUCUCCUCCUCCACCCUGGGCACCUUCAGCCUCGGGGAGCUAGAGCACAAAGAGGAGGAGGAGGAGGAGGAGGAGGAGGAGGAGCAGAGGAGGGAGGAAGAGGAGCAGAGGGAGAUCUCAGAGCUGAAGAUUCUCCAUGAAAGAGAAGUUUUACAGCUGAAGGAGAAGAUAGAGGAGCUGUCUGUCUCUCUGCAGGCAGACAGGCAGCGGGAGGAGGAGACAGACAGAGUCCUGCAGUCUGUCCGUCAGGCUGUGAUCAGGCUGUCCAGAGCUGUGUGCAGCAGCACUGCAGUCAGUCUGGAUCAGGACGUGUCCUCCCUGCUGGCUGUGCUGGCUCAGGCUGAGAGCGCCCUCCUCAGGACUCAGCAGGACCUGCAGGGGGCGGAGCUCUCGCUGAGGCGGCUGGCUGAGGAAAACGCAGCUCUGCAGAACAGAGUCACACAGCUGGACGAGGACAAGCAGCAGCUGCACACACACACACAGCACACACAGCAGGAGCUCACACACACUCAGGACAUCCUGAACAGGGAGCGGGAGGUGCUGGGCUCCCUGCAGAGCCAGCUGGAGGAGGUGCAGAGCAGGGAGGAGGAGGUGAAGAGGGAGAACGACAGGCUGAGGAGGGAGAGACAGCGACAGGAGGAGAGGAGCUGUGAGCUGGAGAGAGAGACACUCAGACGAGUGGAGAGUGAGCUGCUGCACAACGUCCAGCUGAGUGAGAGAGAGAGCUGCAGCCGCAUGGAGAUACACACCCUGAAGGGGGCGCUGCAGAGAGAACAGCUGGACCGGCAGAGGGCCGAGGAAGAGGCCGCUGAUGCCAAAGACGCCCUGCACAAGGCCAGGGAGUGUGUGUUGCGUCUCUCGUCCAGUGAGUGUGUGUUGAAGCGGGACGUGGACGAAGGCCGCGACGCCCUGGACAAGAUGGCCGCCAUGAACCAGGCGCUGGCCUCCGACAAGAGAGAGCUGAGCCAGCAGCUGCUGCAGGUGGAGUGUGAGCUAUCAGAGAGCCAAUCACAGCUGGUGGUUUUGAGGUCAGAGGUCAGCUGUCUGCAGAGAGAGGUCAAAGCCCUGAACCUGGACUACAGCCAGCUCAGGGCCCAGAGCGAGGCGGAGCGGGACGUCCUGCAGCAGCUGAGAGAGAGAGAGACGGAGAUGGAGAGAAUAAUGGAGGAGAGGGAGACAGAGCUGGUGGCCCUGACGGAGGAGAGAGAGAGGGAGGGCAGACAGCUGGAGGAGCUGGCGUUGCAGCACAGCGGGGUGUGUGCGGAGCUGAGGGAGGUGCAGCAGCAGCUGAGCCAGGCGCUGGAGGAGAACAGGAGGGGAGGCCGGCAGCAGGAGGAACAGCAGAGGGAGAGGAGCCUGCUGCAGGAGGAGCAGGCCGCCCUGCACAGACAGAGCGAGCAGCUGGAGGAGGAGCUGCAGGAGCUCAGGUCUCUGUCAGUGUCUCUCCACCAGCAGCUCAGUCAGAACCAGAAGCAGCUGUCGGAGUCUCAGGUGGACAGGAGUCAGUUGCACACACACAUACACACUCUGCAGCAGGCCAAGCUCGCCCUGCAAGGGGAGCUGGAGUGUCUGAGAGCAGAGCUGGAGAGAGAGACUGCUGAGAGACGGCAGGAGGAAGAGAAGACAGAGAGGAGCGACAAGGAGAGGGAGGCGCUGAGCGAGGAGGUGCAUAGACUGAGGCAGGAGGUGCAGGAGCUGAGGAGGAGGAGCAGAGAGGAAGAGGAGGAGAGGACGGAGGAGAGGAAGGCCUGGCAGAGAGAGAGGGAGCAGCUAAGCCAGGAGCUGGGGGCGAGAGACGGAGAGGUGGAGGCCCUGAAGAGCAGGAUGGACGGACUGACAGAGGAGAAGGAGGACACGGGGAGGGAGGCAAAGGCACUGAGGGAGGAGGCGCAGAGGUGGAGGGAGAAAGCAGAGGAGGAGGAGAAGGAGAGGGAGAGGAACGCCAAGGAGCUGAAAAUGAGAGAGGAGCGAAUCAGAGACCUGAUGGAGAGAAUAGUCCUUGUGGAGGGAGGGAGGGAGAGACUGGAGGAGGAGGUGAAGAGGAUAGAGGCCAAACUGAGAGAGGAGGAGGAGAGGGGGGAGGAGGAGAGGGAGAGGAGGAGGGAGGAGGCACGGCAGCAGGACGGAGAGAUGGAGGCGCUCUGCGACCGGAUGGAGAGACUAGAGAGAGAGAGAGAGCAGAGGGAGGGAGAGAUGGAGCGACUGCAGAGUAAAGUGACAUCUGUACAGAGGAGGGCAGAGGAGACGGCGAGAAGAGCAGAGGAGGAGGUGCAGAGCUGGAGACAGAGGGCAGAGGAGGUGCAGAGAGACAAAGAUAAGAUAAAAGAGGAGCUGGAGGCGGGCGAAUCUAAGAUGGACGGACUGAAAAAACGAGUGUCACUGCUGGAGAAAGAAAAGGAGAGACUGCAGAGUGAGGAGGAGACGAGGAGGAGGAAGGAGGAAGCGGAGGCGAGGGAGCGCGAGCAGCAGCUGAGAGCGAGGCUGGACGAGAGGGAGGGCGAGACGGAGCUGAUGAAGGUGAAGAUUAGCGUGGUGGAGGAGCAGAGGGAGGAGAUGAGGAGGGAGGUGGAGAGGAGGGAGAGGAGCCUGGAGAGGCAGAUGAGCGCCGUGCGAGAGAGCGAGGAGGAGGCGCAGGAGCUGAGGGAGCGACUGCGUCUGCUGGAGGAGCAGGAGGAGGAAGGCACGAGGGAGCGAGAAGAGGUGAAGGAGAGGCUGAAGCAGAAAGAGCAGAGGGAGGAGCAGCUGGCGGCAUUACUGCGAGAAACCAGAGCUCUCCUGGAGAAAAACAGGAGAGAAGGAGGAGAAAAAGACGACAAGAUCUCCUCCCAGGCCAGGGAACUCCUCCGGGCCCGGGCAGAGAGUGAGGAGGCCAGGAGGAGGGCCAGAGAGAGGGAGGAGGCCAGCGACAUGCUGGAGGAGGAGGUGAAGGAGUGGAGGCAGAGGGCAGAGAGACGGGCAGGGGAGGUGACCAAGCUCGCCCAGCUGCUGAAGGAGAGCGAGAAGGAGGUGAAGGAGCUGAAAGCCACACUGGAGGAGAGAGAGGAGGAGGAGGGGAGAGACAGGGAUGUGCUGAAGAGGGCAGAGGAGGAGAGGAGGAGGAGGUUGGAUGACAAACUGAAGGGGACAGAGGAGGAGAGGAGGAGCCUGGAGGAAAAGCUGGGGGAGGUGGAGGAGGAGAGGGAGGCAGAGAGGGAUGUUCUGAGGAGAGUCAGGGAGGAGAAGAGGAGGCUCGAAGAUGAAGUGAAGAUGCUGGGGGAACAGAGAGAGGGGGAGAAGGAGGCACUGAGGAGGACGGAGGACAAGAGGAGGAGGUUAGAGGACAAACUGAGGGAGGUGGAGGAUGAGAGGGAGGGACAGAGGGAGGAGCUGAGGAGCAUGAGGGAGGAGAAAAGGAGGCUGGAAAACAAACUGAUAGAGAUGAAAAAUAACACGGAGGGACAGAAGGAGGUGCUGAGGAGGACAGAGGAGGAGAGGAGGGGGUUAGAGGACAAACUUAAGAAGAUGGAGGACAAGAGGGAGGAGGAGUUGAAGGGAGAGAAGGAGGCAGUGAGGCGCGUCAGGGAGGAGAAGAAGGUGCUGGAAGACGAACUGAUCGAGAUGGAGAAGGACAUGGAGGGACAGAAGGAGGCGCUGAGGAGGACAGAGGAGGAGAGGAGGCAGCUUGAAGAUAAAGUGAAGAUGACAGAGGAACAGAGGGAGGCAGAGAAGGAGCUGCUGAGGAUGGCGGAGGAGAAGAGGAGGAGGUUGGAAGACAGACUGCAGACAGUGGAGGAGCAGAGGGAGGAGGAGGUGAAGGCACAGAGGGAGGAGCUCAGGAACACAGAGGAGGAGAAGUGGAGGCUGGAGGACAAACUGAGGGAGGUGGAGGAGGAGCAGUCUAGAACACUGAGAACACUGGAGGAGGCACAGAGAGGGACGUCCAGGCUGAAGGAGCUGGAGGAGGAGAAGAAUAGCCUGGCUGAGGAGCUGAGAACGACAGAGAGGGAGGCGGCAGCCCUGAGGGAGGAGGUGCAUAAGGAGCAGAGGGAGGCGGCUGCCCUGAGGGAGGAGUUGAAGAAGGAGCAAAGGGAGGCGGUGGCCCUGAGGGAGGAGGUGCAGAGAGAGCAAAAGGAGGCGGCGGCCCUGAGGAAGGAGGUGCACAAGGAGCAAAGGGAGGCAGCGGCCCUGAGGGAGGAGGUGCAGAGAGAGCAACAGGAAGCGGCGGCCCUGAGGAAGGAGGUGCAGAGAGAGCAAAAGGAAGCGGCGGCCCUGAAGAAGGAGGUGCAGAAGGAGCAAAGGGAGGCGGCGGCCCUGAGGGAGGAGGUGCAGAGAGAGCAAAAGGAAGCGGCAGCCCUGAAGAAGGAGGUGCAGAAGGAGCAAAGGGAGGCGGCGGCCCUGAGGGCGGAGGUGCAGAAAGAGCAAAAGGAAGCGGCGGCCCUGAGGGAGGAGGUGCAGAUGGAGCAAAGGGAGGCGGCGGCCCUGAAGGAGGAGGUGCAGAAGGAGCAAAGAGAGGCGGCGGCCCUGAGGGAGGAGGUGCAGAAGGAGCAAAGAGAGGCAGCAGCCCUGAGGGAGGAGGUGCAGAUGGAGCAAAGGGAGGUGGCGGCCCUGAGGGAGGAGGUGCAGAAGGAGCAAAGGGAGGUAGCGGCCCUGAGGGAGGAGGUGCAGAAGGAGCAGAGGCAGAGAGAGGAGGCGCAGCAGAGUGUGGAGGUGCUGCGAGGAGAGGUGCAGCAGCUGGCUGGCAGUCGGGGGCGAGCGAGGCAGGAGGUGCAGCAGAAGGAGGAGGAGCAUCAGAGGAUGAGGGCGGGGCUUCAGGCGGCUCUGGAGGAGAUGAGCACGCUCAAACGGCUCCUGCAGGAGAGCCACGCCGAGGGGGAGCGUCUGAGGAGCGCCCUGAGGGAGCGCAAGGAGGAGCUGCAGAGAAGCAGGGAGGAGAACCUGCGGGCCGUCCGGGAGGAGGUGCAGAGGGAGAGGAGGGAGAGGGAGGAGGAGAGAGGAGAGCUGGAGGAGCUGAGAGCCAGAGCUAAAGCUUUAGAGCAGAGGAGGCGGGAGAUGCUGGAGGAGACGGAGGAGGUGCGACGGGGGAAGCACAGGGCGGAGGAGGAGAGGAGGGAGGCUGAGGAGCGGUGGAGGACUUGGACGGAGGAGGCGCAGAGGAGAAGGGAGGAGCUGGAGGAGAAACUGAAAGCAGCUUCCAGAGAAAUCCAGAGGCUGCAGGAGAGAGAGGAGAAGGUGCGGAGGGAGUGGAGGAGCAGGCAGGAGGAGACAGAGAGGCAGCUGCAGGAGGUGAAGAAGGAGGCGCAGGCAGAGAGAGAGGAGCUGGAGGAGAGCCGGGCCGAGCUGUGCCGAGUCAGAACCAUGGUGGCCUUGUUGGAGGAGGAGAAAACCCAGAGGGAGACCCAGGAGGAGGAGGAGGAGGUGAGGAGGAGGGACGAGACCGACGGACAGAGGAGAGCUCAAGGGAGCAACGACAAGCACAGGAGGAGAGGAGGAGGAGCCAGAGCACAGGAGGAGGUGCAGGAGCGCAAGGAGAGAGAGGAGAUCAGGAGGCUGCUGAGGCUCCGAGACGCCGAGGUGUUCAGUCUGAAGCAGCGGACAGAGGAGCUGGUGAAGGACAGGGAUCGCGUGCGAUUGGCUUUGGAGCAGACGGAGGCCGCUCUGAUUGGCUACAGGGAGAGAGUCCACCAGCAGGAGGGGGCGGAGCCUAACCCAGCCGAGGACAGGCUCCGCCCCCUGCAGACGGCCGUGGCGGAGCUGGAGCUGCAGCAGAGGAAACUGAACAGCAGAAACUGUCGCCUGCAGAAACAAAACGAGCGACUGAAGAGAGAGAGGAGCUGCCUGAGAGAGACACUGACACAGGUGGAGCAGGACAGAGUGGGACUGGCUCAGCGGCUCAGCAGGCAGCAGGAGAACGGGGAGCCCGGAGGAGCAGAGACAGAAGAACAACUGAGGAGCAGGAUGAGGGAACUGGAGGAGCAGGUUCAUCACCUUCGUCUCUCUCUGGCUCUGGACCAGCAGGAGAGGGUGGAGUUUAUCGAGCGCUCCUCCAAAAACAGCCAAUGGCUGCUCUCGCUGCGGCAGGACCUCACUGAUUCGCUGGCCGUGGUCUCCCAGCAGCCAAUCCCAUCGGUCCUGGAGUCCGAGACGCUGCGAUUGGACAGGAGUCUGCGGGAGGAGGAGCUCAGGAUGUCCCUCAGCCAAUCAUAAAGCUCAGGAACUGAAAAAAAUCUCUUUCAACCAAAUGCUUCACCAGACAAUCUGCUCUGCAGUGAUGCAUUAUGGGAAGUUUGGCAUUCAUUAGCCGGUCAGAGUUGGGCUAUUUCCCGACUUUCCUGCGGCACAUAAACACAGCAUCACAGAGGCUCCUUAUCGUACUACACACACGUUAUUAUAUUUAUUGUCUCUUUGUUGUCAUUAACAUGCUGCGUGUGUGUGCGCGCGCUCAUUCAGCGCUCAGAGUUAGACUUUCCCAGGUGACCUGAAUGCAUCGUGCAGAGAUCAUAAGGUCAGACAGAGCCGUGGAAUUAAAUCGUAAUUAAACAUUAAUUAUCAGAACGCUGGCGUCCAUCAGGCUAGGUUACUGAAGGGUCAGCUUUAAUGGGACAUUUCCACUGUUUUAUUUAUUUUUUUCUAUUGUUAAAAUCAUAUUUCUGUCUCAGUUUGUUAUUUUCACGCUUCUGUCUUUGAGCUGAAGGAGGUUAGCACUACGUUUCCCAUGAUCCUCCAGGCCCAGCUCAGUUGUUAACUCUGUUAUCAGCUUUGUAUUUGUAUAAAGUUUGUAUAAAGUACAAUAAAAUCACAUAUUUUUUAAGGUG
Molecule: messenger RNA, 7821 nt
Organism: Myripristis murdjan (pinecone soldierfish)
Lineage: Eukaryota; Metazoa; Chordata; Actinopteri; Holocentriformes; Holocentridae
Product: trichohyalin
Exons: 28
Coding region: 179-7213 (2344 amino acids)
Source: RefSeq, a predicted model, not a curated record